Culex quinquefasciatus (southern house mosquito) is the source of this 1051-nucleotide messenger RNA. Its product is annotated as vacuolar protein sorting-associated protein 26C. NCBI's taxonomy places the organism in Eukaryota, Metazoa, Arthropoda, Insecta, Diptera, Culicidae. Gene Ontology annotation, biological process: intracellular protein transport. The record is from RefSeq and is a predicted model, not a curated record. The transcript is spliced from 4 exons. Bases 116 to 1018 code for a protein of 300 amino acids. Gene Ontology annotation, cellular component: endosome.
UGAACCGGAUGAACCAAAACAACAAAAAAGGAGAUCGGAAAAGUUGAUUAAAAGUCGAACUUGUGUUUUUCAUAAAAUAGUGGUAAAAUAAUCAGUUUUAAAGUGAAAUAUAAGGAUGUCGGUUAACGUAGAGAUAAAGUUGCGUCGAGCGAAUAAAAUUUACUACGAAGGGGAAACCAUCAGCGGAGUACUACAAAUAACUUGCGGCUCGGAAAUUAAACAUGAUGGAAUCACACUGUUACUUGAAGGCUUGGUAAAUUUAACAAUCUCCAACAAAAAUGUUGGCAUCUUCGAGGCCCUCUAUAACUCUGUUAAGCCGAUUACCCUGCUAAAUCAGCACAGCGAUCUGGCUCCUUCCGGCAAGCUACCAAUCGGCAUUACGGAAAUCCCGUUCGAGAUGCCCCUAAUCUGCCCGAAGGAGCCAAAAAUCCUAUAUGAAACGUACCACGGCGUUUUUGUAAACAUCACCUAUCUCCUGAAAGCCGAAGUGAAGCGAAGCUUCCUCGCCAAAAGUGUCUUCAAAGCCCAGCAAUUCAUCAUCCAGUACCGACCGGUGCGUCCCGCAGAGCCCAAAUCCGAGAUCAGCUUCUCCAUCAGUCCGGAAACGCUGCAAAAGACGGCCAAGGAGCGCAUUUCGAUACCGCGCUUCCUGAUAACCGGCGUGCUGGACUCGACGGAAACGUGCGUGACGCAACCGUUCACCGGAAGCCUCACGGUUCACCACACGGAAGUGCCGAUCAAGUCGAUCGAGAUGCAGCUGGUUCGCGUUGAAACGUGUGGCUGUGCGGAGGGCUUUGCCAGGGACGCCACGGAGAUCCAGAAUAUCCAGAUUGCGGAGGGAAACGUUUGCCCGAAGAUUGCCGUUCCGAUCUACAUGACGUUCCCAAGGCUGUUUACAUGCCCGACCUUGAUCACGAAGAACUUUAAAGUUGAGUUCGAGAUAAAUUUGGUGGUGAUCUUUGGAGACGAUUAUCUGGUUACCGAGAAUUUCCAAAUUAUGUUGAACAGAACUUCUUAAGUGCUUUAAAUAUUCCAUUGUCAACAUUCUUUG